Molecule: messenger RNA, 756 nt
Organism: Talaromyces atroroseus
Lineage: Eukaryota; Fungi; Ascomycota; Eurotiomycetes; Eurotiales; Trichocomaceae
Exons: 3
Coding region: 1-756 (251 amino acids)
Source: RefSeq, a predicted model, not a curated record
AUGGCAUCCAUGAGACCUCUCAACGAGCGAAUCCUCGCAAAUCCAUACACGACGGGGCUUGUUGCCUCGGCCGUUAUUGGCUCUAUUUGGAUGAUCAAUGAUUACAAGCAAUGGAGGGCAUUCGGCACAGGUGGCACGCCGCCAAAUGUAUAUGACUCAUGUAUAGGUUCUAGUGGAUACUGCCGCAUGACUCUCUUUCGAAUCCUGUUCGCCUACCAUAUACCACGCCAAACCAAUCCCGAGACGCUGAGCACCGAGGGGCCAUCCUACCUUAAGGAAUCGCUCCCACCGCGUGCCGGCGGCCGACCAAAGCUGAUGCCGCGCAUCCUGCCCCAGAGACAGGUCCCUGAGCCCAUUGACCCGGGAACCAGAGAGCAGCUCCUAACCCUCAUGCGCCGCCUAGCUGACGAGCACCCGGACAUCCUCGAGACCAAGCCCUCUGCUACCGAGGGCAAAACUACCGACGGUCUGUACGCACGCAAGGACAACGCUAACAUAAACCCACUUGUGAAAUCAGAGACAACUCUGGAUCAUGAGAUUGGACACGCACAUCCCACUGAUAAUGGGUUGCAUGUCUGGCUGAGUGAUCCAGAUGCACGUCAAGUGAUUGCAGCUGGCUGGGGUCAGCGGUUCUGUUUGCCCAUGGUACAGAGUGGAUGGAUCAUGGUGUAUGCACCAAGGGAUAGCGCGGAGCUGAGGGUAAUUGAGGACAUUGUGAAGGCGGCCGUGAGAUGGGUAACGAAUGUCGCUAUUUAG